AUGGCCAGUCCUGGAACACGCUUCAUUUCAUCAAGACUAGUAAAAAUCAUCAAGUACUCAGUUCUAUUGAUGGUCAUGAUCAUAUUUGUCUCCAUCAAUCUUUAUGUACAUAAUACUUUGUCGGCAAAAAUUUCCAGUAACCUUGAUUUGGAGACGAUUAGACUAAACAUUUUUAGCAGUUGUCCAAACCGAUUAAAGAUAACACAAGAUGGAAUAGUUUUCUUCAAGUUUAUUGCAAUUCGACCAAAGCUUGGACACGCCAGGGUUCUCGAAGCCUACUUAGAAAAACCCAGGGCAAAAGAUGAAUUGUUUGUUCUCUCGAAGGGUUUCUUCACGCUUUAUUGUCAUGGGGAUGUGGACGAGGUUAACGGAAAACUAUAUAAAACAGACAUGGAUUACACUCUUAUCAAAUGGAAAAAGUCCUUUGAAGUUGCAGAUCCUCGGCAAUUUUCACGUAUUGGAGUGCACCAGUCUUUUCAAGCUGGUCAUUACCUGGCGAUCGAAAGGAAUGAAUUUGCUAAUGUUUAUUGGACUAUUGUCGAUCUGUUGGACGUUUUUAUCACAUCGCAAAGUUUGGGCAUAAAACCUGACAAGCUUAAAAUUAUUCUGAUAGAUGCCCAUCCAAAGACCUCAUUGGACCCUCUUUGGACAUUUUUGUUCCAAAGAAUCAUAAAGCUCACCGAUCCUAUUUUUAUAGAGUCAAAUGGAGUUGUGUUCGAAAAUCUUCUUUGGAGAUAUCCGCGUGCGAGGUCUCCUUUAUUGGACAAGAGUCGCAAUUCCCUGAAAUACAUUCAACCUUUUAGGUCUUUUGUGUUAAGAAGAUUUUACAUCUUGUCUGGAACACAUUUGCGAAAAUGUAGUCAAAAAAAGUUAAAUAUCCUUUUCAUCUUGAGGAGAGACUACAAGAACCAUCCAAGGAAUCUAGCUGGAAUUAUAGAUAGGAAAAUCGCCAAUGAGGAAGAUGUCUUAAAGGAAAUUAAGGACAGCUUCCCUGCUGCAGACAUUACUCCUGUGCAGUUGGAUCUUUUACCAUUAAAAGCACAGCUGAAAAUAGUUGCCAAAACAGACAUUUUGUUUGGAAUGCACGGUGCAGCUCAUGCCUUUUCUAUAUUUAUGCCACCGGGUGGAGCUGUUGUUGAAAUGUUCAAUGAUAAUCGCAAAACCUAUAACUGGCAUAUGAACAAAAUAGCUACUCUUUCAGGUCAUUCCUACAUCAAAUGGGGAAACACAGAUAAGGGGGCAGUUGAUAAACUUAGAAAAUCGAUCACAAUUCCUGGUGGAGUGUCAUCCAGGUUGCUAAGAAUGGCAAUUGAUAGCAUUUGUUCCAGUAGU
Pocillopora meandrina is the source of this 1332-nucleotide messenger RNA. Lineage: Eukaryota; Metazoa; Cnidaria; Anthozoa; Scleractinia; Pocilloporidae. The record is from the annotation of a GenBank genome assembly.